Leucoraja erinaceus (little skate) is the source of this 3382-nucleotide messenger RNA. RefSeq names its product MAM domain-containing protein 2-like. The transcript has 14 exons. Gene Ontology annotation, cellular component: membrane. NCBI's taxonomy places the organism in Eukaryota, Metazoa, Chordata, Chondrichthyes, Rajiformes, Rajidae. The record is from RefSeq and is a predicted model, not a curated record. The coding region runs from base 115 to 2190 and encodes 691 amino acids.
CAACACUGCUGAUUCUGCAACAGAACGCCUCGUCUCUCCACGCACGGUAUUACUUACUAUAUGAGGACCCUGCUGGGUGACCCAGAGUUUAAAGAAAGUUGAAGGACUCAUUUCAUGCACAGUCUUCACUGUGGAGCUGCCAUGACGCCUCUGAUACUCCUACUCCUGCACGUCCAACAGUUUGGCAGCGUCGAGAUGCGGGGCAGUAAAGGAUCGUGUGAUUUCGAGAAAGACUUGUGUGGCUAUGAAUCAGACCUUCUCUUUGGACCAUGGAUGGUGAAUUUACAAGGCCGCUAUGUCCACAUCGAAGGUUCUCCUGGCAACAUUCAAAAAGUGGGUACCCUCAGCAGUCCUGAGCUGCACUCUCUGGGAGAGAGCUGCGUGAGACUCGUGUAUCAGAUCACAGGCUCAGAUCCCGGAAGACUGAACAUGUAUUUUCGACCAGAAGGGAACAGCUUUGACUUUCUGCUGUGGUCUGCCAGCGAUCCAUCUGACAGCUGGAAGAUUGCCAGCAUAGGCGUGAAGAAUGUAGCAGAGAAAUCCAAGAUAAUUCUAGAAGGUAUUGUCAAUCCAGACCCUAUGGCCAGUAUUGCAGUUUUUGAGAUCAAUAUCACUCCUGGGUAUUGCAUUGAGUGCAACUUUGAAGAAAAUCACCUCUGUGGCUACAACAACAGAUGGAAUCCAAACCUGAACUGGCUGGUUGGUGGAGGAUCAGUCCGAGAUUCGCCCUUACUGCUGCCCACUGACCACACUUUCGACACUGAGCAAGGUCACUAUAUGUACGUUGACUCUAUUUAUGCCAUGCGUUUGCACGAAGUAGCUCAGUUGAUGUCUCCAAUGACAAUUUCUGUCCUCUCGGGAUGUCUGUCCUUCCAUUACCAACUUGAACAGAAAUAUUCCACUUUAUUUGUGGUCUACACCAAGGACAGAAUCGGUCAUUAUGAGGAGUUGUGGCGAUCUAAUCAGUCGAUGCACACCUGGAAUUUGGUAAAGGUGAAUAUUAAAGCUUCGCAUCCAUUUCAGCUGGUGUUUGAAGUCGCCUUCAGCAGCAUGAUUGAAGGCUAUGUUGCUCUGGAUGAUAUUUCUUUCUCUCCACAGUUCUGCAACAAUGAAACAGCUCUGUUCUUUGAUCCCUCUGUGGCAAAUUGCAACUUUGACCAAGGUCUUUGCAAAUAUACCCAAAACCACAUUGACGACACAAAAUGGACGAGACUGAUUCGGAAACCAAAUCCGUUCCGAUUUGGAGAUCAUACAAGUGGAACGGGUGGCUUUCUUCUUUCCAAUGUAAAGUUUGGAUAUCACCAGGAGUACGUGGCACAUCUAAUAGGCCCGCUUUUACUAGCCAACUUCCAGUACUGCUUGCAAUUUUUCUAUGCACUGAAUCAUUUUAUAUCAGAAGAUGCCCUUGCUGUCUAUAUCUAUGAUGAAAUGGACCAGGUCCUGGAAAAGAUUUGGACAAUUCCUAAAUCACCAACUGGAAUGUGGAUUCAAGCAGAAGUUAAUUUCCAAAGAUUGGAGCCCGCCAAGAUAGUUUUUGUCAGUGUUUGCAAUAGUUUCUGGAACUGUGGCAAGGUGGCACUAGAUGACAUCGUUGUAAGCCAAGGGGAUUGUCAGAUUCCUGGAGGUUCCUGGCUGGCUGCUCCAGGGAAGUGCAAUUUUGACAAGGAUAAUUGUGGAUUUAUUCAGGACCGCAACGACAGAAGCAACUGGCAUCGAAGAACAGGCAGCACACCGACAUCCUUCACAGGUCCCAAAGGGGAUCACACCACAGGGGUAGGCCAUUAUAUGUACAUUGAGGCCUCUCACAUGAGGCAUGGAUUCAAUGCACGACUGUUGUCAUGGCAUCUGAGAGGAUUCACAGGCAAACAGUGCCUGACAUUCUUUUACCACAUGUAUGGGGUUGGAACUGGAUCGCUAAAUGUUUACUUGAAGAAGGAGAAUGCUCCAGAAAUCCUUGUAUGGAAAAGAAGAGGAGAACAGAGCAUAUCAUGGAUGAAAGCCUCGAUAGAAUACCAGUGUGAGCAUCGCCAUCAGAUUGUGUUUGAAGCGAUACGUGGUCGUUCAAUAAACAGCGACAUUGCAAUCGACGACAUUUUAUUUCAAAAUGGACCAUGCCAAGAUUCAGAGGAAUCUAAGGCACUUCACCCCGACUCUCCGAAUGAACAGAACUGGUACAGCAUUUAUAUCUGAAUCGAGGACCACGAUGGAGACCAUACUUCAAGAACAUCCGAGUCGCGGGAGCUUGAUGUGGAUCUUUCAGAAGUUGUAAAUUAUUUCUUUCCCUCAGCAGACUGAAGAGUUCAUUUGAUUUGAAUAUCUUCUUACCAAAUAUAGAUUAGAAAUAUGUGUUGUUUGUUUGCGAGUAAACGUGGUGACCACCGGGGUUCCUUCGUUAGUAGUUGGAAAUAUCCAGUAUCCGUCGUUGUUGAAGAAUUGUAAAUAUUAAACAUUUCAAACUGGUAAAAGAUGAUAUACAGUACAUGAACAGUAUUUCAAUUUAAUGUUUGUGUUCAAAGAAUAUUGGGAGUGCAGUUAGCUGUCGCUUCUUGGGCAUUUCCUAUAAGUCCAAAUGUCAAUCACAUGCUAUAUUUAUCCAGUUGAAAAAGAAAAGAAAAAAGUACUUAAAAAUGCUAUUUUUCUGCUUCUGGAUUAGACAUAAAUUUAGUGCGAAAUCAGUGAAUAUAAACAUGAACAAGCAAUAAAAUGCGAUAUUAAAGUAGAUGACGGAAGGGCAGAAUUUUAUGGAGCUUGUUAAGGAGAAGUGGACAAGUUUAGGAGGGAGGGGGGGGAAGCAGCUGAAGUCAUGGCCACAAAAAAAAGAUAAACAAAUUAAAUUUGGAGAAGAGCCAGAGUGAACAGGAAGAAUACUGAUAUCUUGGUAGGUUUUGGGACUGCUGCUUCAACAUCGUGGAGCUGUGGUUUGCAGAGUUCAGCCACAGGCGGCACUGACUUCAACAUCGUGGAAUCCUGGUGAUCCCUUUGCCGAGGGCCGCCAGUGUGAAUCUCCACCCAGCUCGGUCUGUGGAGUUCGGGAGCAUCGGUCUCCGGUAAGAAGUGGCCGAUUUGGAAGUCCAAGCCAUUGAGAAUGUUCUUCCGUUCAAACGUCGGAGUUCCAUCAUCGUGGCAAGAGGGCCUGAACAUCGGGCCGCCCGUAGCGGCGACUGCGGAGGGCUCGGGAGGCCCAGACCACGGGUGAACAACAAAGAGGAGGAUGACUGAACUUUAGUGCCCUCACAGUGGGAAACGUUGAUUCCGCUGUGUGGAGAUGUUUAUGUUAAAGUCUAUCGAGUGCUGUGUUUUUUAUUCGUAUGGCUGUAUGGUGACCACAAAUUUCACUGCUCCAAUUGGUGCAUGUGACAAUAAAUGUCUCUUGAAUCUUGAA